CUCAUAAAAAGUGGCGAUUCAGUUACGGAUCAAGAUCGGUCGCGUUCAGCAGUAGCGUACGGAGCUAGUGACUGUCGUAAGAAUUUUCAGUGAGGCCGGUAUCUCGGUGCAUUGUGUCCUGAAAGUUUCAGCAAACGAGAAGAACUGCAUAUCGAAGCAUGUGAAGAACCUCAAGUAUCAAGUGUAAUGGUCUUCGACUUCCGUAGUGGUAAAAUUGUCCUUGGUCUUGGAAAACAAUGCACUUUGUAGCGAGUUCAUGUUGAUAUCAUAAGUAGGCCUGUUUUGAACAUGAAACUCCUCGUUAUUGUUACAAUUUUAGCACUAUCCUGUGCUCAGGAUCUACCUCAGAGAAGACCGGUAAAGAGGAGCUACGUCUGUCCGCCUAAGUUUGUGAGGCAAGGCCACAGAUGUUACUUCUUCAGCAAAGAGCCUGCCACGUGGCAAGAGGCUCAUUUCCACUGCCGUGAUAUGCACAGCAAUAUUGCUGUCAUCAAGAGUUCUAACCAGGACAAGCUGAUCAGGAAUUUCCUCAGCAAGAAACCAUUGGCUCAACUGGAGAGAUGGCUUGGUGGCGUUUACGACUGGGAGCAAAUGGCAUGGAAAUGGGCAGCAUCAGGAAAGCCCUUGACUUAUAACGGUUUUCAAAGAACAGAAAAAGAAGAUAAGGAAAAAUUACGGUGGCAUUGUAUCAUAAUGGACCCAUCUUUGCAGUAUAGAUGGAAUUCUCGCAGCUGCGUGGAGCAAAAACACUACAUUUGCCACACCAAACUGAAAACCGUAAGCAGCAAGGGCAAGAAGAAGUUGCGCCGCCAGUACAACGUCGACAAAGACAACAAGCUGAACGAAAUUCCAGUUCCCUCCAUCCCGGACUAUUCAGCUAACGAUACCGCACCCCUGAAAACCAAUAUACCCAUCAGUUAUAAGGUGGAAAUCAACCAACGACUCAACGACCAAGCGUUGUUUGCUGAGUCAGCCCCAUUCUUGGAGAGAACCGCGAAGAGGUCGAAGAGAAAGAGGAAAACGAAACUACGACAACUGGCACAUUUCAAGCGAAACUCCAACGGUACGAUUUCUGAACUACCCUCGUUUCUGGAUAGGGGUAAAAGGAGGAAAGGCAAAGGAAAGACGGUAGAUAGGGGUAAAUCCACUGCCAUCCAGCAUAUUAGGUGGAAAACUUAUAAGGCGAAGCAAUCUAAUCCGCUUUAUCCUAAGCCGAUAGUUGAGGAGUACAACUACGUUAAAGAGCACUGAAUGCAAAAAAGGUGUGGAAGCAUAAUUUAUUAGUCAAGAAGGCACUAAAUACACUAAGUCAUUGUGUUCAUCCUUUGACUAUGGACAAUUAUUAUUCUUUUUUUAACAGCAACGCUUUCCAGUGUACUCCUAAUAGCUUUAAAGUCUUAAUAAAUAUAUUUAGUUUUAUAUAUUUAAUGUUAGUAAUUUUUACAGAAUGAACAGUUUUGUACAAUAUUCAAAAUUAUAUUUUUAGAGCAAAACGUACAUUGUCAUUACCUAUUACAAAUUUGACUGACAUACUUAUAAUAUUUGCCUUGUUUUAAUAAGAACUUGUUUAAUGUGCUGACUGUAUCUACAUUUUUAUAUUUCUCAAAUGUAUUGCGAUGGGCUGAUGCAUGCCACUCUUGUAGCGCUUUUGCCGCUAGUUGGGUAACCCCUCUUGAAUCAGUCUGUUAAGUGGCGUCACCUGAGACGGUUGUAGUGAGCCCCAGAGACAGUUUUCUUAUGACGACUGUUUUGACCUCUUCCGAUUUUUUAAUAUCGGUGACAUUCGAGAAUACCAUAACACCCCGAUUCAUCCCCGGCGAUGAUUUUGUAGAAAAAGUUCUCGUCCCCUCCAAAUGGUCCAAUAAGUCACAACAAGUCACGACAAGCCACGACAAGUCAACAAGCGGAGACAAAUUUCGUCGCGAAUAGUCCCAUUUGCAGAUCUUAGACUAAAAUGCGCUACUUGGGCUCCACGAAAGACCAGAUAAUUCAGCAAGUGCACCAACAGUACACCUUCUAUCCUUGUACACAAGCAAGCGAAUUUUUUCAUCAGUUCUGGAAGUGGAAGAGCGACCCGAGUGUUGAACGUCUUCGAUCGACAUGUCGCCGCAUUUGAAUAGCGAAUACCAUUCAUACACUUGAGUUUUUUUCAAGGCAUGCUCUUUAUAAGCUGUAGAAAACAUAUUCACCCCGUCCGAUGUACUUUUACCGAGCAGAAAAUUUCAAUGCCGCACGCUGUUCUCGAAUAUCAACUAUUUUAGUAAAUGGAAGAAGUCGGAAUAGUCGCACGAAAACUGUCAUAAGGGCUAGCUACAAUCGUCUCAAGCGCUCAAGUGUGGCAGAUAGGAGGUGUUACGAACACCCAUCUAGCGGGAGCAGCCCAAACUACAAGAGCGGCGCACGCAGCGAAUUUCGUCCAGUUAUUUUUGGGUUUCCCCUCGUACAUUAAUUUAUCUUUUUAAAUCCAUCUACUAUAGAACAUAUUUUAGAAUUAGUACAAAGAAAUAUUAAUUAGAAUGAUUUAAGUAUUGCUAAAGAAACAAAAUUGAUACGCUUAUGUUGUUGUUCCAUACCGUCUUUAUCUCUACAUAUCCCAUAGUUUAUACACAUAGUUUUUGUAAGGUUUUGUACAUAUUUAUUUAUUUUACAUGUAGUUCACAACUUAUUUUAUUUGAAACUUUUACCAUUGCAAACUGCACCCAGUGAGAAUUUUUUAAAUAUAGUUAUUGGCUAAUAUGUUAU
Anoplophora glabripennis (Asian longhorned beetle) is the source of this 2742-nucleotide messenger RNA. RefSeq lists its product as uncharacterized. The record is from RefSeq and is a predicted model, not a curated record. The transcript has 5 exons. The coding region runs from base 289 to 1251 and encodes 320 amino acids. Lineage: Eukaryota; Metazoa; Arthropoda; Insecta; Coleoptera; Cerambycidae.